This is a messenger RNA of Lineus longissimus, 2708 nucleotides long. RefSeq names its product creatinase-like. NCBI's taxonomy places the organism in Eukaryota, Metazoa, Nemertea, Pilidiophora, Heteronemertea, Lineidae. The record is from RefSeq and is a predicted model, not a curated record. The transcript is spliced from 6 exons. Bases 113 to 1450 code for a protein of 445 amino acids.
CAAUAAUCAACAUGGGGUGUAGUCAUCUUGCUCCACGGCAGCCACGAUUCAGUAGAUGAGUCUUUUUCUUUCCUUCAAACAUCGCCCAUAAACAACCUAAAUGUACAUUUGAAUGGUCCAGCUACAGGUAACCAUGGCCCUCAUCAGAUUCGGAAGGCUUGCCUCGUCCACAGUUCGAGGCUUGGCACCUCGUCGUGGAAUGCGGACCACACCUCUAAGGGCUGCUGCAGCUUCCAGUGAUGAUCGUCCAAGGACCCAGAACAUGUGUCAAGGAGAAAAGGUGAGUUUGUUCUCGAAGUCCGAAGUCGAGAAUCGCCUUGGGAAACUCCGGGCCUACAUGGCGCAGAAUGAGAUCGGCGCAUGCGUGAUGACGUCAUAUCCCAACAUCAACUACUUUAGCGGCGGAUUUCAAUUCUGUUAUUUUGGGCGUGACUACGGGUUAGUGAUCACUCCCGAUAAGGUUACGACUGUCUCAGCCGGUAUUGAUGGCGGUCAGCCGUGGCGACGUUCAUAUGGCGACUGCAUCACAUACACUGAUUGGCGGAAUGAUAACUACUACUUCUGCGUCAAGAAACUUCUCGAAGGCGUCAAGGGGAAAAUCGGCAUCGAGUUCGACCACGUGAACCUUGACAACUACAAGAGAUUGGACAAUACUCUGCCUGAUAACCCAAAAGUUGACGUUGGCCUCCCAACGCAGAAGAUGCGCAUGAUCAAGUCUGCAGAAGAGAUUGAUAUCAUCCGGCAGGGGGCGCGGAUUUGUGAUAUAGGUGGCGCUGCAAUAGUUGAGGCUUUAAAGGAGGAUGUUCCAGAGCAUGAGGUUGCUCUUGCUUCCACUAGGGCUAUGGUGAGAGAGAUUGCCAAGACGUAUCCUAACAGCGAAUUGCUCGACACAUGGACCUGGUUCCAGUCUGGCAUCAACACAGAUGGUGCCCACAACCCUGUGACAUCACGGAGGGUCCAGAAGGGAGACAUCCUCAGUCUUAGCUGCUUCCCGAUGAUUCAAGGGUACUACACCGCCCUUGAGCGCACCCUAUUCCUGAACCACGCCACCGACGAGAAUAUCGAUAUCUGGGAAAAAAACUGCCAGGUUCAUCGAAGAGGCCUUGAGCUGAUCCGCCCAGGAGCCAAGUGUUCCGAGAUCGCCCACGAACUGAACGACAUUUACAGGCAGGUCGGCCUCCUGAAGUACAGAAGCUUUGGCUAUGGCCACUCGUUUGGCGUGCUGUCCCAUUACUACGGGCGAGAGGGUGGUUUGGAGCUGAGGGAACACAUCGACACCGUGCUGGCACCUAACAUGGUGAUGGCGAUGGUACCGAUGGUGAUGAUCCCUGAGGGUCAGCCGGGAGCCGGCGGGUACAGGGAACACGACAUUCUCAUCGUGAAGGAAGACGGCGCGGAGAAUAUCACAAAGUUUCCCUUUGGACCGGAGAAACUUAUCAUCAAAGCAUGAGUGGGUCGCAAUCAUUUGUAUCUUUUGCGAAUAGGAGCUGGAAUUCGAGUUAUCGUCAAUGUUGAAUAUGGCAACUGUCAUUCUGGUUUCUAGGGCCGGUGUAGAAGUUUAAAAUGUCCUAGGAUAAAAUGUCCGGGAACAAAGGAUUCUAUUAUGCGCUGAGCUAUUGACGGUCAUUGGGAACCGUAUGUGUUGCCCUCUGGUCGGACAGUUUGACCUCUACACAGGACAUGUGUCAACUGCCAGAAAUGACACAGGUCAUGUGUAGUAGGCGAACAUUUCCCCCUGGAAAGUGUCCAGCGUUAUUCCUUUCUGGCGGAUUAUGGUACAUUGCUGCAUAACCGCAUAACAGAAUCCUUUGUUUACCGGCCGACAUUCUAUCCUUUGACAUGUAAAACGUCAUCGCCGGAAGUAACUUGUGUGUAUCAAUAAACUUAUCAAGUGGAGUCAUGUUUUCAGUGUAUGAUCAAUCGAUUAUGUCAGCCAACCCCACCUGCUAGCGCCUGGUCAAUCCUUUGAUCGGCCGGUUUCCAUUGAAAGCGCAUCAUUUAAAGAGAUCCAUUCGUGGCACCAGUCAUUAUUUAGACCAGCUAAACGUAGUAAAAAUAACUAAGUAAAGAGACAAUAUAUAAAUUGAAAUCAGGACUAUGAAUGUUUCUUGUUUACCGGCUCAUUGGUAAACUAUCGAGGACACUUUUCUUGGAUGCAGACAUGUGCAUGUUUACUCCAUAUUUGAUGCUACGAAAUUCCACAGUGUAUAUUGGAACGGAUGUUUAAUCUGAAAUACAGUUUGUUUGAAUGUGAUUGAUUUACCUAUAGUUUAGGUCAACUUGUAUGAUUUUACACAUACAAUCUUUUAAUUUUUCAACUAUCGUCAUCGAAAUGUUUGAUAGUUAUACGGUGUGCAGCUGAUGCUCCCCUAGGUUUCAUCAGUGAGGGGGUAUGUUGAGGAGAAAAAUACUUUUUCAAGUUUAGUUUUUAGGGUCAUCACCAACGUACCAACAUCUUUAGUGUGACGACCGGACAUGCCUUUGAACUUUCCGAGAAUUGUUUGUCUCUUUAAAGAUGACCAUCCUCCUGUUAGUGUUAGUAGCGUACCUUAGUAUGUUUUUUAUUCAAUUAGUCAUAAUAUUCUUAGAAUCGGUUGUUUCGUACCUCGUGUCAGACUAGAAUUUAGAGAGAUUAGUUCAAGCGAUUGACCAAGACGGUCAUCUUAUAAAUUUCGGAAUAAAAUAUCGAUAUAGUAUACAGAAUUUCA